Tachysurus fulvidraco (yellow catfish) is the source of this 5625-nucleotide messenger RNA. It is a transcript of the gene cyld, whose product is annotated as cylindromatosis (turban tumor syndrome), a. Lineage: Eukaryota; Metazoa; Chordata; Actinopteri; Siluriformes; Bagridae. Gene Ontology annotation, biological process: protein K63-linked deubiquitination; positive regulation of extrinsic apoptotic signaling pathway; regulation of intrinsic apoptotic signaling pathway. Gene Ontology annotation, molecular function: cysteine-type deubiquitinase activity; K63-linked deubiquitinase activity. The transcript has 17 exons. The record is from RefSeq and is a predicted model, not a curated record. Gene Ontology annotation, cellular component: cytosol. Bases 505 to 3366 code for a protein of 953 amino acids.
CCAAUCGGAGACGAAUAUGUGCACGCGAACACGUUAGAUUCGUUUAAUACACACUAUAAAUUAUUUAUAUUUUUAAACAAUUCGCUGCCGUUACGUCAUUAUUUUAUUUCUAUUUUCGGUCAAAAACCCAGCUAAUUAAAACCAAAAAAACCUGUUAAUUUAACGCUGAUUGUAGUUCGCUAUCUACAUACUUACCUGCGUACCUAGCUAGCUAAUCUGUAUUAGCAUCUUUAGCACGGUGCUAGCGGUGAGGCGGUUAGCAACAGCAGCUAGCUCGCUCGCUAGCAACGCCGAAACGUUCAUGUUUUGGUCGAAAACAUAAGAAAUAACGCAUCGGUGACAUUUCCACAUCAGAGACGAAGAGGUUUUCAUUUAACAAGGAGCUUCGAUAAGCUCUGGGUGCGUGGAUGAUCAUGCGAGUGCCUCAUCCCCAUCCUCGUGUCCAUCCCCGUGCUUGCUGACCCCUCACAUUUCGACCCUUUGAGUGGGCUCUGCGAUGCAGCCAUGAGCUCGGUGCUGUGGAGUCAGGAGAAAGGGGCGGGCAGCCCGCGAGAUGACUGGCGCUUCUUCAUGCUGCUGAAGGAAUGUGUGGUGGAGAAGGCCGGGCAGAAGGGGGUGCGUGUGCCGCGUGGGAGUCUAGGUCAAGUCUGUCCCGAGCGCACCACCCUGGGCCGCCCGUUGCCCCCCACCAAGGGCAAGCGCAGCCUACGAAUUCUGGAUCAGAGCAACGUGGUGGCCAGCGUAGAUGAGCGAGAUGCACUGGAGCUGGACGAGGCUCUGGCCGAGCUGCUCUUUCCCAUCACCAACUGUGAGGAGCGCUACGGGCUGCUGUGCGACACGGCGAGGCUUCAGCGCGCUCGCUCCAUACGCUGCGGCUCCAGGGUGCGAGUCCAGCUGCGCUCCGGUGACCUGCCGUUACCUGGAGUCGUCAGAUUUAAAGGAGCUCUGCUGCCUGACCGAGCCCUGUCGGGGAUCUGGUUCGGUGUUGAGCUGCUGGAGGAGGGUCGUGGUCAGGGUUUUACAGAGGGCUCGUAUCAGGGUCAGCAGCUGUUCCGCUGUGAAGAUGAGUGCGGCGUGUUUGUUGCUCUAGAUAAACUGGAGCUCUGGGAGGAUGAGGAGCUUGAGGUGGACCACCUGAGCCUGGUGGACAACGAGCCGGACGUGGAAGGAGAUCUCCGGCCUCUGGAGCUCAACUCUCGCGUCCUGGUUCAACUACACGAGGGCCUUGAACGUGGCACUGUCAUCUUCUGCGACCUUUUACCCGGCAACGAGACCCUCGGCUAUUACGUCGGAGUCGAUAUGGACAAUCCCAUCGGAGACUGGGACGGCGUGAUCGACGGGAAACUGCUGUGUAAUUUCGCCAGCCUCGAGCACACCCGUCUCGUGCCCAUCGGUGAUGUCAUUCCAGAAUACUCCAUGCAGGACCCGAGGCUGUCCAAAGCCAGCUUUACUCCCAGAGGGAGCAGUGAGAAGUCUGGCAGUCAGAGCAAACCAAAGAGCAAAGGGUUAGGUCUGCAGGCUGCCAGCAGAAGCAAGUCUGAGUUUUAUUAUACGUUAAACGGCAGCUCUGUCGAUCACCCGACCCAGUCCAAAUCCAAAAGCACGUGGUACAUAGACGAAGUGGGUGAAGACCCAGCUAAGUCCCUGACGGAAACGCCCCCCGACUUCAACCAGGCGUCACCGCCUCCCCGCACCCCGCCUACUGCCCCGUCACUGUCCAGUGACAACAAGUUUCACUCGCUGCCCUUCAGCCUGAGUCGCAAGAGCGGCCCCAAUGGGAGCAUGAGCCAUGGGCCGCUCUCGCUAUCCGUCCAGUCGGUGAUGGGUGAGCAGCAGGAGGCUCCGCCUCCACCAACAGCUCCCUCUCCGAGGCCUCCGUCGCCUCCUAAAGGUCAGCCGGGGUUAGAGGUUGGGUCACUGGUAGAGGUGAAGGAGAAUCCGCCCCUUUGCGGGGUGAUACGCUGGGUGGGCCUGCCACCUGGACUACUGGAGCCUCUUGCAGGACUGGAACUGGAAGAGGAGUCUCUAGGAUGCACUGACGGUACUUUUAAAGGCACACGUUACUUUACUUGUCCUCCAAAGAAAGCUUUGUUUGUGAAACUGAAAUGCUGCCGUCCAGAUUCACGCUUCCCUUCCCAGCACCAUUCACCCAAUCCAAUCGAACGCUGUAACUCUAUAGCGUUUGGUGGUUACCUGAGUGAGGUAGUAAAUGAGAACACUCCUCCUCGUACAGAGAGUGAUGGCCUAGAUGUGAUGGUCGGCAAGAAGAAAGGCAUUCAAGGUCACUACAACUCCUGCUACUUGGAUUCCACGCUUUUCUGUCUAUUUUCAUUUAGCUCGGUGUUGGACACGGUGUUACUGAGGCCGAAGUCUAAGACUGAUGUAGAAUACUACCUGGAGACACAGGAGCUGUUACGCACUGAGAUAGUCAACCCACUGCGGAUUCAUGGUUAUGUCUGCGCGACUAAGAUCAUGAAGUUGCGGAGAAUUCUAGAAAAGGUGGAGGCUGCUUCGGGAUUCACGUCUGAGGAGAAAGAUCCGGAAGAGUUUCUCAACAUACUGUUUCACCACAUCCUGAGGGUCGACCCUCUGCUUAAGCUUCGCUCUGCUGGCCAAAAAGUUCAGGACUGUUACUUCUACCAGAUCUUCAUGGAUAAGAAAGAUAAAGUGCUUGUGCCGACUAGCCAACAACUGCUAGAGUGGUCCUUCAUCAACAGUGACCUCAAGUUUGCUGAGGCUCCCUCGUGUCUCAUCAUCCAGAUGCCUCGCUUUGGGAAGGACUUUAAGAUGUAUAAUAAGAUUUUCCCGUCUCUGGAGCUGGACAUCACGGAUCUUCUGGAAGACACACCCAGAGAGUGUCGUAUCUGUGGUGGUUUAGCUCUGUAUGAGUGCAGGGAGUGUUACGAAGAUUCUGACAUCACAGCAGGAAAGAUUAAGCAGUUCUGUGAAAAGUGCAAUACACAGGUGCAUCUGCACCCACGGCGUAAGAGUCAUCGUUACAACAAACUCUCGUUACCUAAAGAGCUUCAGGAGGGCACAUGGAGACAGGCUGCUUUCCCCCGUCAGCAGAUGGAGCUGUUCGCCGUGCUCUGCAUCGAAACCAGCCACUAUGUGGCUUUCGUUAAGUACGGCUCAGCGGCGUCCUCCUGGCUCUUCUUCGACAGCAUGGCCGACAGAGACGGUGGUCAGAACGGUUUUAACAUCCCGCAGGUGUCCCCGUGUCCUGAGGUGGGCGCGUACCUGAAAAUGACCCCCGAAGAGCUCCACGCGCUCGACCCUAAAAACAUCCAGGGUUACGCGCGCCGCCUGCUCUGCGACGCUUACAUGUGCAUGUACCAGAGCCCUACGAUGAGCCUGUAUAAAUAAAAAAUGAUAUAUAUAUAUAAAUAAAAAAAAAAAAUGAGAGUGAAGAAAAGAUGAGUAGGCACAAAUGGAAGGAUUGAAGGUGAGAAGAUGUGAUGAUAAAAGAGAAAGAAAGAACAAAAAGAGAUGCAGAGUUUCAAACCGACUCCGAGACGGAGAAAGACUUCAUCGCACAGAACCAACACUUCCUGUUACCGUUAUGCCUGAUUCUCUGUGUAUAUAGUCCAGUAUGAGGACAGGGAAGCCGAUUUGCACUGUUCAUGGUGUGUGUGUGUGUGUGUGUGUGUGUACAGUAUGUGUGUUUGUGUGUGUGUUAGAGUAUAUCGUAAAUUUUGGGCCGUAACCCAAAACGGUGUCGUCUUGUUUUUUGUCGCUCCGGUACAGUAGAAAGGAACUGCUGUAACAAAUACUGAUCUGAAACUUCAUCAAAUGCUCCGUACUUAUCCUUCAGAACCCCGGCCGUAAAACACAUCCAGCACACGGUCGACUCAAUCGACCCGCGACGUCUCUCCGGCUUCCGAGUUCAGCCUCGGCCGUACUUUCCUGUAGCGUUUGUGUCCCUCGUGUCGACCUACAGUGUAAGGAAGCAUAAUGGAAAAGCUUUUACAUACUUGCUGGAGUCUCUCGUUGUUCCUAAAGCGCACACGUGGUGUUUUUUCCCCCACAGGAUUCACAGUAAACCUUUUGCAAGUUGUGUAUUCAUUGAAAGCAGGAGUUUCGGCUUCACCUGCUAGUAUAGCUAUCGAUAAAGCUAUGCUGUAUGAUACGCUAUGAAUCUGCCUGCCGUAAUAACAACUAACAGGUCGUCAGUAUACAUGGUGUGUGUGUGUGUGUGUGUGUGUGUGUGUGUGUGUGUGUGUGUGUGUGUGUGUGUGUGUGUGUGUGUGAGAUCCUUUACCAGGAAGUCGAAAGUUUUCAAAUAACAGCAGCGUUUUAUUCUUCGAACCAUUUACAAUUUUUUUUUCAUCAUUAAACUUUGCAACUUUAUACCUGAGCAUUUAAUGUUGUGAAACGUUCACAAAGCAAAUCAGUUCCUUUUAUCACUUGCGUUAUAGCAGAGCAUAAGUCUCACUUUUAUUUUUCUUCCUUUUUCUUUUUCUCCCUCACCUAUUUCUCGAACCCGAGAAGACGAAAAGUCCCGUUUGCCUCAAAAAUCGGACAUCCGAGCAAGAGAACACGAAAAUUUCACCGAUUUUUCUAAUUCUAAGAAGCAUUCCAAUUUUUUUUCCGUGCUUAUUUCUAAAAUGAAGCAAAACGAAGUGUUUUAUAUUAAUCAUCAAACAAGAAGGAAUAUUAGUUUGAUUUUUAGACUCCUUUCACUAGCAGUUGUUUUUUUUUUUGCAGUGUACAAAACACCGACACUGGAGACUCCUUCCAAAAAACAAGACGACAGCAACAAAGAAAACGAUGAUUUGUUUUCUUUUAUCCGUUUAUUUUUUCUCCUACAGUCAGAACUAGUUAGCUACAGGAGCUGCUGUUAUAGAAAAUGAAUCGACUAACUUCCUUCCAAACCGAUCAGAUCGGAGCUUUCAACAGCGCCGUGGUCCGUGUGUGUUUCUCCUGUUUGUACAAAAGAUCUGCAGUUGUGAGGUGUAACAUCAGUACAUCUGCCAUGUGGUUACAGUUGGUAUGUUCCGCCAACACGCCGCUUCGCUCCCGCUCCUGCUGGCGGUUGUUUUUUACUGAGCAAAGCCUCAUCAGCAUUGUAGCAGGUGUAGUUUCUACACCACUUUACCCAUCUUCUCAUGGAAACAUCUUAACAAAUUAUUCUCAUCAUUAUUAUUUUUGUGUCGGUUAUCCUAGGGUUUGAUAACGAGUGUGUGUGUGUGUUAAAAAGUGUUAAAAGGCUCUUGUGGAUUUUUCUAUCAAAACUGUAAGGAGACGUCGUGCUCUGUUUAAGCGCUCGUCCGAGUCGGAGAUCGUGGAUGAAGAACACAUCAUUUCAUCAGGUUUUUUUUAUUUUUAUUUUUUUAUUUUUUUUAUCUUAUUAAAUCUGUUUUUAUUUAUUUUAUUUUUUUCUGUCGGAAUUCAGCUGCUUUGAAUUAACGCGUGUGGAUUUAACAACGCCUCGUCAAAAGACGUCGACGCUUUGCUGGUCGCACUGAUGAAGAUGGUGAAGUGUAAAGGCUUGUGCUGGUGCUUCAGUGUCGUACAGCCGGAAUAUUCCGUGUCUGGUGUUCCUGUUGUACUCCAACCCUGGUUUCGUUUAUUUGUGCUCCUCUUAUGAAUGUUAACUAAAUUAAAACCCCAUUUUCCAAACAA